This is a messenger RNA of Alosa alosa (allis shad), 2873 nucleotides long. RefSeq names its product chromatin assembly factor 1 subunit A-B-like. The record is from RefSeq and is a predicted model, not a curated record. The transcript is spliced from 4 exons. Lineage: Eukaryota; Metazoa; Chordata; Actinopteri; Clupeiformes; Clupeidae. The coding region runs from base 1 to 1599 and encodes 532 amino acids.
AUGAUGAUCAGAUUCCCUGAAGUGUCACCUAUUCACAGGGUGUCCCAAGCUGCCCUUCCUCCACUGUUGUCAACUCAGUGUCAACCAAGGACCUCUUGGAACCAGAGUCAAACACCAACACUGCAAGCACCUGGCCCUUCAGAUACAGCCAUCGCUAAUGCAACUGAGGUCUCUCCUGAAUCCCCACAUCCCCAGGUUGCAGAAAUAACAAGAAAGAUGAGACAGAUGGAUGGAGCAAGUGACCUUAUGGACUUGAUCAUAGUCACCAGGCAAAGAAAGCUGGCUGAAUUACAGAUCCUGGAUCUGGAUGUCAGAGGCCUUCCUGCCAAGAUAAAGCAGAUGAGGAGGGACCAUGACUACAUGAUCAAGGCAUGGGAAAGGGACAGGCUGCAGAGGGAAGCUGAUACAAUGCAGUUGGAUGGGACCAAACUCGAGGAUGAGACCCUGGCAGGGGUGAGGGACGAGGUGAAGACUGAUGCUGCUGCUCUCCUGUUACAGCAAGGCUCAGAGCGCACAUCACAAAGCUGUUCCUCACCUGUCACACUUCAUGAGCCAAAUCAAUCUGAAGCAAGCCAGUCGACCCAAGCCAAGUGUACAUUGACAAAUGUGAAGGAAAGGGAUCAUAACAAAAGUGGUGCUGUUGCUCGCCCUCUGCCCAAUGGUUGGAAGCAUGCAUCAAGACCCCCUCUUUCCUCUGGCCCUUGUUCUUCAGAGAAUGAAGGAAAAGAUGUCACCGCUCAACCUAGGUCCAGCGGUUUGAAGUGCACAUCUACAUUUAAUUUCCUGUCUCAAAACUCGUUGUGGUCCCAUGGAGGCCAGUCAGACUCUGACUCUGAAAACUCCGACUGCUCCUCUUUCCAAGCGAAGUGUACAUUCCCCCACAAGUUAAUAUCUGUGCCAGACCUACCUCUCAGAGACCACUCUCAUGAACCACCCUCCACCCUGAUUUGUGCAAGUAGUCUUGCAAUUGUGGCCAGGAGGAAUGGAACACAGUCACCACCAGCCAGAGCUUCUAUGAACAAUAAAGAGGACAGUGUAGAGGAUGAGAUGACAGACAGCGAGAGUGAGGACAGUAGCAUUCAACAGGAAGAGGCCACAAGAAACAAGGACGACCCAACCCAGCAACUAAAGGAAUUACAGUACUUGGUACUGACAACGGAAAAUAAACUGGAAUUGGCGAAACAGCUGGAAAAAGAUACAAGGGCGUCUUACAAAAAGGAGAGAGACCAGCUGGCAUUGAAGAAGAAAGACUUCCAAAAAAAUAAAAAAAUAAUGCUGUCUGACCUGAAAAAGAGGACGAGGGAAGAACUGAAGGUGCUAGAGAACGAAAUAGAACAAGGCCAGAAGAGGGUUGAUAAGGAGCUGAAACAAGAGACAGCCAACCUGAAAGCUCUCUUGAACGAAUAUAAAAAGGCCUUGAAAGAUGAGGAAAAGAAGGAAAAGGAGAGGCAGAAGGUUCUGCAAAAGCAACAAAAGGAAAAAGCAAAGGAAGAGAAGCUCAAGCAGAAAAAAAUAAAGAAGGAAGAGGAUAAAAAAUAUUCAGAUGGAGUUGGCCGAGGAGAGAAAAAUAAAAAAAGCAUUGUUUAUGGCAGAGCAUAAAGAAGAGAAACGGAAGAAAGAGAUCAGCAAGAUAUGGGAAAAGAGGGAGAAAGAGGAAUACAGGGCAUUAAAGCUAAAGGCUAAAUGUGAAAAAAGAAGUCAGAAAAGCAACAGGAGGUGGACAAAAAGAAUAAACAAAGCUACUAAAAUCAAAAACAAAAUAGCUGCAGCGCCAGGACGUUUCUUCCGCCUUUUCCAACCCAGUUAUGGAAAGAGAGUGGAGAAAAUGCUGAAGGAGCAACAGAAUGAACAGCUGCUCUGGCAACAAAAUGCGAAGAACAACGAGCAGUGGCUUAUAGAGGAAAGGGAGAGGAAGAGGCAGGAGGUGGAGCGAGCGGAGGAGGAGAACAAGAGGCGCCUGGAGGAAAGGAAGAAAGCACAUGUUGCCGAGCAGGAGGCCAACGAAUGGGGCGGCAAGAUGCGGGUUGUGCUGUCAGAAGCGAGGAGCAGUGCAAGCCGCAUCAAUAUACAGUUCUGAAAAAAACAGACGACAGGACACCACAUGACGAGGACAGGACGAAAGUGGUGCAAAAGAAGCAACUAAGGAAGAAACACAAAGACGUUUCCAGGGGGAGGAGAGAGGUCAUUUUCACAGGAACUGCUGCUACCAAACACACAGGAACUGUCAUCAUGAAACUCCUUGUAUGGUUUGUAUGAGAAGUAUCGGGACAUUGUCACCAAGGUAAGGCAGAUUUAGAUGUUAAUUUGCAUGGCAUGAUGCCAAGAUACAUUCUGGAAUGUUAUGCUAACCAGAGACGAAGAGGCUAAUGAUCAGAGCCUAUGGAAUGCUUACAUUUUUCAAAAAUUAGAGGUGAAUCACAGGGACUGUACAUAGGCAAAGCAAAACGGUCAGGUGACGAGUGAGCGCUGUCAAUGUGUACGCAGCUUUCAAGAAGGUUAGUUAUGCUAAUCAGAGAAAUGUCUUCUCUCCAAGUAGACUCAAACUAAAUGUGUCCUGACACAAACAUGAGUAUCAUACAACAUAGAGGACGAGGAGAAAUCAUGGUGGAAGCAGAUCUCUCAGCUCCAGCGGGAACUCUCAACUAAAAGCUUCUCUUGAACACCGCUCCAUCCAUCUGCUGUUCCAGCACCAGCCCAAGGAGGAUGGGUUCCCCCAACAGCCUGGGUCCUCCCAAGGUUUCUUCCAGCUUUCAGCUGGGAGUUUUUCCUUGCCACCGUUGCCUACGGCUUGCUUUUUGGGGGCAUGAGGACAGUGUGAAUUUCUAUUUUAUAGAACACAACAAUUGUAACAGUAAUAAAAACAAAAACAUUUA